Molecule: messenger RNA, 1138 nt
Organism: Elaeis guineensis (African oil palm)
Lineage: Eukaryota; Viridiplantae; Streptophyta; Magnoliopsida; Arecales; Arecaceae
Product: WAT1-related protein At5g64700
Cellular component (GO): membrane
Molecular function (GO): transmembrane transporter activity
Source: RefSeq, a predicted model, not a curated record
AUCAUGGAAAAUAUUAAGGUCUGGCUGGUUGUCUUGCUUAUUAGAUUUAUCUAUGCAGGCAUGCAAAUACUCUCCAAGGCUGCCUUCAAUGAUGGCAUGAGCGUAUUUGUGUUUUUGUUUUAUAGACAAUUUGUUGCUACUCUUCUCUUGGUACCCAUCGCUUUUGUACUUGAGAGGAAGAGAGCUCCACCACUCCCAUUUAUGGUGUUCUUCAAGAUGUUUUUACUUGCUUUAUUUGGAAUUGCCGCAGGAACAGACAUAUAUUCCAUUGCCCUCAGUUACACCUCAGCAACCUUAUCAGCUGCAACCAUGAAUGUUACUCCGGUGGCCACUUUCAUUUUGGCUAUUGUAUUAGGGAUGGAAACUGUCAAGCUAAAGAGAUACUCAGGGAUCGCAAAGGUUUCUGGUGUUGUACUCUGCCUAUCUGGCAUUUUAGCAAUGGCCUUCUAUAGAGGGCCUCAAUUGAAAGCUCUGAAGCAUCAUCCUCUCUUUGGCCAUGGAGAUAGUCACACAAAUCAAGCUAGGGGAGAUUCCAAAAGCACAUGGAUUCUGGGGACCUUCCUCAUGAUCCUUUCCAACUUCUUGUGGUCUCUUUGGAUUUUGUUCCAGGAACCUUUGUUGAAGGAAUAUCCUUCCAAACUUCUGUUUACCACCUUACAAUGCGUCUUUAGCACCAUCCAAUCAUUCUUUAUUGCGCUAACAUGUGAGAGGGACUUUUCUCGGUGGAAAUUGAGCUUUGACAUUAGCCUCAUCUCAGUGGCAUACUGUGGGAUUAUUGUUACUGGAGUUUCAUUUUACUUGCAAACAUGGACAAUUGAGAAGAGAGGCCCAGUUUUCUUUGCCAUGACGAUGCCGUUUACUCUAAUUAUCACCAUCAUAGGCUCCGCGUUUCUUUUGGGAGAAUUAAUUAGUUUGGGAAGUGUUUUAGGUGCAAUUCUCAUGGUUGGAGGGCUCUACAGUGUUCUCCAGGGAAAAAGAAGAGAGCAUAUGGAUAGCAAUCUUCCAAAGUAAUGGCACCACCAUCGUGGCAACACAUGUGUAAAUUAGAUUGGACAAUUAUGAUUUUAAAGAAGAUCUUUUGUGUUGUAAUUUGUGAGUUGCAUAUUUAUGGUAUAUCUUUGUACUAUUAAGUCUUGAA